GCCGGUUUGGGCGCCGGAAAGGAGGGAGGCUGUCGAGCCGCGGUGUCCUCGGUCUGCGGUUCCAGGUCCGGGCGCUUUCGCCAGAUCGGAAGCCCCUUACCCUUCACGGCCAGUCGUUUCCUACGUGCUGGACGUCCACGGUGCGCCCUUGGGAGACCGGUUCCGUUGGGCUUUGCGGGGGAGUGACCAUCGCGGUGGUUUCCAGUCCUUACCUUCCUCUGUCUCACCUCCUGGGGCAGCGCACCCCCGAUCUGAAUUUCAGAAUGACUGAUACUCCUGAAGCUGUUCCAAAUUUUGAAGAGAUGUUUGCCAGUAGAUUCACAAACGAUGACAAAGAAUACCAGGAGUAUCUGAAACGCCCUCCUGCGACCCCUCCAAUUGUCGAGGACUGGAAUAGCAGAGCUGGUGGGAGCCAAAGAAAUAGAGGCAACUGGUUGCAAGAUAACAGACAGUUUAGAGGCAGGGACGGCAGACGGGGGUGGCCAAGCGACAAUCGAUCCAAUCAAUGGCAUGGACGACCCUGGGGUAACAAUUACCAGCAGCACAGACAAGAACCUUACCACCCUCACCAGUAUGGAAACUACGGUUACAACCAACGGCCUCCCUAUGGCUAUUACUGAUAGAAAUGUCCGCAGCUUUUAGUAAAACUGUUUCCUUUGUUAACAAGACAAACAUUUGCGUGUAUUUUCUGUUGGUCAUCAUUUGCAUCUGAUUUUAGAAAAUGAAUUAAUUUUUUGGAACUUGA
Myotis davidii is the source of this 745-nucleotide messenger RNA. It is a transcript of the gene RAMAC, whose product is annotated as family with sequence similarity 103 member A1. Gene Ontology annotation, biological process: RNA 5'-cap (guanine-N7)-methylation. The coding region runs from base 264 to 620 and encodes 118 amino acids. Lineage: Eukaryota; Metazoa; Chordata; Mammalia; Chiroptera; Vespertilionidae. The transcript has 3 exons. Gene Ontology annotation, molecular function: RNA binding. The record is from RefSeq and is a predicted model, not a curated record.